Schistosoma turkestanicum is the source of this 1101-nucleotide messenger RNA. Lineage: Eukaryota; Metazoa; Platyhelminthes; Trematoda; Strigeidida; Schistosomatidae. The record is from the annotation of a GenBank genome assembly.
AUGUUUCUCCGUUCCAUGGUUGAUAAUUUAACGAUAAAGUUGAUCGUUCAUAAGAGAUGCUUUUCGAAAAUUAGUAUUGCUGAAUAUCUUUUAGAUAGGACGAGAAGACCAGAAGAAGUUUUAAGUCGUCUUACUCCUGAGGAUACAGAAAGAUUAGAGUUUUGUAUGACAGAAUAUCGGAAUAUGCUUGAAAGAGGUGCUGAUGUUCCGAAAUCUUUAAACGACAAAGAUAUUCUGAACCUGUUAUGUUGUCCCAGUUACACAUCUCGCACGAAAUUUCUGAGAUUUCUAUACAAGUGUGAAAAGCGCGAAGAAAAUGCCGUUUUAAAAAAGAUAAACAAGGUGAAGGUUGUUCCUGAAAGAAAACCCGCAUCAUGUGACCGUAUUCUUCGAGUAAUUGAUGACAGGUGUAUCCGUUCGCAUUGGGAUUUUUGGCAAGCUUCUGAAAUUCGAUGUCCUGAUUCGGCUCAGCCUUUAUUAUUUGAUUUCUCGCAUGAAUCUGAGAUGAGACUAGUCGAUAUUAAGUCUCUUUCGAAUCAAAUGACCUAUGUGCUUAACAGAAAUCGUGUAAUGAAACCUCAUCCAUUCAGUUUAGUGCUUUGUGGUUUAAAACAAGGAACAAACCAGUUUACCUAUAUGGAAGAAGCCUUUGGUGUACAUGCGAAGAAAACAACCAUCAAAAGCCUAAAUGAGCUUCCAUGGACUAUCACCCCCAACCAUUUUUCCCAUGAAUAUCCUAUUCAUGAUCCAGAACAUCCUGUUAUACUCUUGUCUCCAGAUGCACGUCGAACAUUUGAAGCUGGUGAAUAUGAUCAUAACGCAAUUUAUGUCAUUGGGGCAAUAGUGGAUAAAGCUAUUCGAAGGCCAAUUUCUUCUGCGAUAGCCCGACAGUUACGUAUAAAAUCUAUCAGUCUACCUUUGGAUCGCUAUUUAAAAUGGGGAAGUGGCAAAAGUAAAUCAUUAUCUAUAAACUGCAUUCACGGAAUAAUGGCUGUAGCCAAGGAAACUAAUGGAGACUGGAAGAGAGCUCUAUUUGAAAAUAUUCCUACACGAUGUUAUUAUUCUCCAUCAAAUGAAACUGUUAUACCUAAAAAUGCAUAA